Molecule: messenger RNA, 871 nt
Organism: Physella acuta
Lineage: Eukaryota; Metazoa; Mollusca; Gastropoda; Physidae
Product: transmembrane protein 218
Source: RefSeq, a predicted model, not a curated record
CUAAAUCUAGAUCUAGAUGUAUUAUUAAUGUGAAGUUUAGAGUGCAAUGGCAGGGCAGGUUUUAAAUGUGGGAAUAGGAUUGUUUAUAAUUGCAUUUAUUUGGGUAUUAGCUCUCUUAAUAUGUAUUGCCUUUUCUAGAUCACCAACGAAAACCGCCUCACUGGGCCCCCUUGCCAUUUUGGUAGCCAUCAUCCUGACGAUCAUUUUGGUUUUCAUACCAAGAGAGCUUCAAACACCAUCAGCAGAGGAACAGUAUGUGAUUUACGACUACACUGUUGUGUACCGGUCUAGCCUGAUUGCUGUGAUGGCUCUGUUUGUGCUGGUGGGUCUGGUGCUCUACUUCACAAAUCAUGUCCUGCAGCCCAUCCAGGCCAAACCCCUGAGGAAGUUCCUAAGGUAGCUACACCAAACUACACUCAACUAGUGCUGGUCUAUUUGGAUGAGGUGCUUAGAUUUCCUACUGCUAGGAAAUGUGUUUUGUACUGCUACCAGUGACAACAAAUCUGCAUCACUCUACCUGCAUAGUUGCUAAUCAAAAAACAGAAUUACUUCCCUUGAGGUUGUGUGUGUGCAAAUUGUUAUUGGUAUUUGCAUUGGAUGAUCAGGCUUUGUAUUUAAAAGAUGUAUUAUAUUAAAAUGUAUACUUAUGUCAUGAUAAAAAAAUGUAAGUAAAAAAAAAGCCUGUAAUACUGAACUGGCCUUAGGCUGAUCAUGUUUUAAUUCUAGCUCUAGUUGAUGACUGUACAUUCUCUUAUUGUUUUAAAUAAUUUCUCUAAGAUAGUUUGUAAUUUUUUUUAUUUUUUUUUUGUUUAAAUAAUAGCUUGAUCCCCAUAUUUCCACUAAUGGCUGAGGCUUGUCAUGGGAUUGUCAU